This is a messenger RNA of Lolium rigidum, 1550 nucleotides long. Its product is annotated as UDP-glycosyltransferase 83A1-like. Gene Ontology annotation, molecular function: UDP-glycosyltransferase activity. The transcript has 3 exons. NCBI's taxonomy places the organism in Eukaryota, Viridiplantae, Streptophyta, Magnoliopsida, Poales, Poaceae. Bases 67 to 1422 code for a protein of 451 amino acids. The record is from RefSeq and is a predicted model, not a curated record.
UGGCCUGUGGCUGCUGCUGCUAGUCGUGUGUGUGGACAGUGGAGAGGCGGGAGGGAGAGGUUAGCCAUGGCGAAAGCUCACGUCAUGGUGCUGCCGUUCCCGGCGCAGGGCCACGUCACCCCGUUCAUGGAGCUGUCGCACCGUCUCGUUGACCACGGCUUCGAGGUCACCUUCGUCAACACCGAGGUGGACCACGCGCUCGUGCUCGCCGCGCUGCCGGAGGCGCUGCGCGGCAUUCACCUGGAGUCCAUCCCGGACGGGCUGGCCGACGACGAGAACCGCAAGGACCUCAACAAGCUCGUCGACGCCUACUCGCACCACAUGCCUGGAUACCUCGAGAAGCUCGUCGGGGAUAUGGAAGCGGCCGGGCGGCCGAGGGUUAAUUGGCUCGUCGGCGACGUCGGCAUGGGGUGGUCCUUCGAGGUCGCCAAGAAGCUCGGCAUCCGGGUCGCAUCCUUCAGCACGGGGUCUGUUGCGAGCCUCGCCAUCAUGCUCAAGAUCCCCAAGCUGAUCGAGGACGGCGUCCUCAACGACAAGGGAUGGCCGGAGAGGAAGGAGAUGCUGCAGCUCGUCCCUGGUACGCCGCCGCUGCACACAUCACUGCUGGCGUGGAAUAACGCCGGCCCUCCCGAGGGGCAGCACAUCCUCUUCCAGCUCGUGUGCCGGAACAACAAAUUCCACGACCUCGCCGAGAUUGUCGUCUGCAACUCGUUCCUGGAGGCGGAGGCCAGCGCAUUCGAGCUCUUCCCCAGCAUCCUGCCCAUCGGCCCGCUCUUCGCCGACAGCGAGUUCAGGAAACCUGUCGGCAACUUCCUGUCAGAGGACACGAGGUGUCUGAAAUGGCUCGACGCGCGGCCCGACGGCUCCGUCGUGUACGCGGCCUUCGGCAGCAUGGCCAUCUUCGACCCGCGCCAGUUCCAGGAGCUCGCCGAGGGGCUGGAGCUCACCGGCAGGCCGUUCUUGUGGGUGGUACGCCCCGACUUCACCGCCGGCCUCAGCAAGGAGUGGCUCGACGACUUCCGGCAGCGCGUCGCCGGCGCCGGCAUGAUCGUCAGUUGGUGCUCCCAGCAACAGGUCCUGGCGCACCGUGCGGUGGCGUGCUUCGUGUCUCACUGUGGCUGGAACUCGACGUUGGAAGCGUCACGGAAUGGCGUGCCGGUCCUGUGCUGGCCUUACUUCUGCGACCAGUUCCUGGAUCGGAGCUACAUCACCGACGUGUGGAGGACCGGUCUCGCGGUGUCGCCCGGCGAGGAUGGCGUCGUCGCCAAGGAGGAGGUGAGGAGCAAGGUGGAGAAGAUAAUCACUGACCCAGGGUUCAGGAAGAGGGCAGGAUGGCUGAAGGACGCGGCCUCGGAGUGCGUCGGCGAUGGCGGCUCGUCGUACAAUAACUUCACGAGAUUCGUGGAUCUUUUGAGCGAAUGAACAAGCACCGAGCUGUGUAUACAAUAGUUUGCUCUGUGGAUCUGUGAUGGCGGAGUUCUCCAAGCUUAUUGUUUUAUCAACUAGUAUAUGGAUCAAAGUCAAUCAUAGUCGAGUGCUUGCCAUGUGAA